AUGCAGAAAACGUGUUUCGCGUUUAUUGCAGAUCUUACUAUGUACGAGGAAUUUGUCGUUAUUGGAAGUCGGCAUGGUCUGAGGUGUAAUUUUGACCACGGUCUUUGUGACUGGUUGCAAAUCAACAGAGAUCAAUUUGACUGGCGGCAAAACUUCGGGAGAUCUCCAGAGAAAACUUCCGGUCCUCUGUCCGAUCACACCGGAAAUGGCAGUUAUGUUUAUGUGUCAGGGUCAGACAGCCAAGGUCCGGCAUCAGUUGCCAUUCUGUCGAGUCCAGCUCUCUACCUAGCAUCGCCCAUCUCUUUCUCUUUUUGGUAUCACAUGAAUGGUGUUGGUAUCGGCAACUUAUCUCUUAUCGCUACCGACAAGUUCGGUAACCGGAAAACCCUCUGGAGUAGACAUGGUCGUCAGGGCCCGGAUUGGUUACGAGCGACACUCAGGCUGGACUCAUCAGCUGAAAAAGUUGAAUUUGUCGCCAGUGCGAAGUACCAUUAUAAUGCCAUUACUGCUAUUGAUGACGUCACAGUGAAUAUUGAACCCAUUGAGGUGACACCAGCAGCAGCAGCGCAUACAACCAGCGGACCACAACAAAACGUUAGCGCUUUUGCUUCAUCGACAACAACGAUAUACAUCUUGGUCAAUCCAAGUGAAUUUCCGGACUGUAGUUUUGACCAGUCUAUGUGCAUGUGGAAGCAAUCUACCUCAGAUGAACUUGAUUGGCACAGAGUUCCUGGGUCAUCACCCGAUCAUACUUCAGGGCCAACCGAAGACCACACUUCCGGAAGUGGUCAUUACCUCCUGCUGAUGGGUCACGAGACUCGUAAUUCAACUUGGGCUGCACAUCUCUUUAGCCCGCUGAUGUCUGUGUAUGAUGUAACAAAAAUGACAUUUUGGUUUCAUAUGAACGGUGUUGGCAUUGGGCAUCUGCGCAUUAUAGAACGGAUGACGGACGCGAUGGAAUCUGUGAUAUGGACAAGGAACGGAAGACAAAAUCAUGAUUGGUUAAAAGCGGAAGUCACUCUCAUUCCAGGAAGAUAUCAGCUGAUAUUUGAAGCUUCUGCUAGACUUCAUUACGGCAGCGAUUUGGCGGUAGAUGAUAUCACAUUUGAUCCCCACCCUGGCUACUAAUGGUACAGCACAAUGGCAGUAGAACGUCAAACGGUUUGGACUACCGCUACAUGUCAUUCCAAAUUAUUUUC
Molecule: messenger RNA, 1199 nt
Organism: Ylistrum balloti
Lineage: Eukaryota; Metazoa; Mollusca; Bivalvia; Pectinida; Pectinidae
Product: MAM and LDL-receptor class A domain-containing protein 1-like
Exons: 10
Coding region: 1-1128 (375 amino acids)
Cellular component (GO): membrane
Source: RefSeq, a predicted model, not a curated record